AUGGUCAGAACAGGCACUUUGGUGUCUCUGCUCCAGCUCCUCAGCACCCUUGCUCCCAGAGGAGCUUUCCCUCAGGAUACCCUCUACCCCUUUGGACCAGCUCACAGGGAUUUAGAAACCCCCAAGAUGGAUGACGGCAGCUCUCCAGAGAUUCCACUAGUCAUUCCAUUCAUUUUCUUCAGUGUGCCUUAUAGGUCCCUAUAUGUCAACAACAAUGGAGUGAUCUCCUUCAAUAUCCAGGUGAGUCAGUUCACUCCAGAGGCUUUUCCGCUCAGUGAUAGCCGUUCCUUCAUUGCCCCUUUAUGGGCUGACGUGCACAAUGGUAUCCGUGGGGAUGUGUACUACCGUGAGGCAACAAACCCCGAGAUCCUGGAAAGGGCCACUCAGGAUGUCAGAAAGUAUUUUAAGAAUAGAGCUUCCUUCACUGCCACUUGGGUCUUUAUUACAACCUGGAACCAAGUCACCUUUUAUGGAGGCAGCCAGAGCACACCGGUAAAUACAUUUCAGGCGGUGUUAAUCUCUGACGGCCAAAGUUAUUUUGCAAUGUUUAACUAUGGAGAGAUCAACUGGAGCACUGGCACAGCUAGUGGAGGAGACCCUCUAACAGGACUGGGAGGAACCACAGCACAGGCAGGUUUCAACGGUGGAGAUGUCAGCCAUUUCUUCAACCUUCCCGGAUCACGCUCAAAUGAAGUAUUGAACAUCGAACAAACGACUAAUGUCAACUUGCCUGGACGGUGGUUCUUCCGCAUUGACACAGACCAGAUAGACCCAGCAAAUGGCUGCAGCCACAUUGGGCGGUUUUACCGGCGUGGGGAGUUGUUCUGGCUGUCAGACCAAUGCGCUCAGCGAUGUAGAUGUCUUGAUGUGGAUAAUGAGGUGAUCUGUCAGGAAACUCCAUGCGGUCAGUUAGAGACUUGUGAACAGGUGGAAGGGGCCUUCUAUUGCCAGCCCACCCGCACCAGCACAUGUGUGGUGUUUGGAGACCCCCACUACCACACUUUCGAUGGAUUUCUCUAUCACUUCCAGGGUACUUGCUCGUACCUGCUGGCUCGUCCGUGCUGGGAAAUGCCUGGUUUGCCUUUCUUCAGUGUGGAAGCCAAGAAUGAGAACCGCGGUGUGACCUCCGUGUCCUGGCUACGGGAUGUCUCAGUAGAGGUGUAUAACCACCGUGUCACUCUACCCAAAGGGACUCUGGGAACCGUUCAGGUAGAUGGCCUGAUAAAGACUCUCCCUGUUCAACUUCAACUAGGCGCAGUCAAGGUUUACCAAUCUGGCGUUGCUGUCGCUUUGGAAACAGACUUUGGUCUCUUGGUGACCUACGACGGAUUGCACUACGCCUCCAUCUCCCUCCCCAGCUCCUAUUUCAACAACACUUGCGGCCUAUGUGGGAACUACAAUGAUGACCCUGCCGAUGACCCUGUGUUGCCAGAUGGCUCUCUGGCAGAGAGUGUAGUGGAACUGGGUGGUAGCUGGCGAGCUGAGGACACAGAUUUUCGCUGUACAGACGGCUGUGCCCAGAACUGUAGCCUGUGUGAGCCAGCAGCCGAAGCGUUCUACUUUCGCUCAGAUUACUGCGGGCUGAUCAAUAAGACUGAUGGGCCAUUUAGAGACUGCAGGGCUGUGGUAGACCCUACAGUAUUUGUUUACAGCUGUGUGUAUGAUAUGUGCAGUAAUCGUGAUAACAUCACUACCCUGUGCCAGGCUAUACAGGCCUAUGCACUUGCAUGCCAGGCCCUGGGGGUCACUAUUCGUCCUUGGAGAUCACGCUCUUUCUGUGCUCUGACGUGUCCUGAGAACAGCCACUACCAGGUCUGCACCAGUGCAUGUCCUGCCUCCUGCUCCGACCUGACUUCUCCCCUUUACUGCACCCAUCCAUGCACAGAGGGCUGUCAGUGUGACCAGGGCUAUGUGCUGAGUGGUAGCCGUUGUGUCCGUCACUCUGAGUGUGGAUGUGAACGUGAUGGCCUCUACUAUGCCCUAAAUGAGUCCUUCUGGGCGGGGGAAGGGGGUGAGGUAGGUGGCGAAUGCUCCCAGCGCUGCGUGUGCGGCCCGGUAGGUGAAGUAGCAUGCUUCAAUGACUCUUGUGGUGAAGGAGAGGUGUGUGUGGCAGAAGUUGGGUUGCUGGGGUGUUACCCUCGUCGCGAAGCAGUCUGUUCGUUGGCUCAGACUCGAAUACUGGCUACAUUUGAUGGGUCCACAAUGCUAUUCCCUGAUGAGAGCUCAUUCUACCUGGUGAAGACUUUGGGCCGCUUGCCUGCAAACGUUACAUCAGUCGAGGUGAAGAUUGGCAGGAAGCUGGUGAAUAAGGGCCCUUCAUGGCUACGGCCAGUGAUUGUUAGGGUGUCACAUUUGGAAUCACAGAUAGGAGGCUCAGAUUUUGACUUGAUCAAGGUAAAUGGUGAAUUAGUAAUUCUUCCUUAUGUCCAUCCAGUUAAGCCUCUCAUGAUAUACCGUUCCUCUGGUAAUACCACCGUGAUUGAAUGGAGUGGUCUGGUCCGCAUCCAAUACUCCCGUCAAGGCUUCCUAAACAUCACUCUCUCCACUCUCUUUUACAACACCACGUGUGGUCUCUGUGGUUUCUUCAACGGAGAUCCAAUUGAUGACCUCCGUCUACCCAGUGGCAGGCAGGCUGAUACAGCAGAUCAGUUUAUUGAAGGCUGGAGAGCCAUUGCAGAUGAUCUGACAUGUAACGGCGAUUGUGAGGACUUGUAUCGUAUGUGUACAGAUUUAAGGCUGUACCGGAGCCCGUGGUUGUGUGGAAACAUCAAUGACCUAGGAAACAGCUCAUUCCUGGCUUGCCACACAGCUGUAAACCCAUCUCCUUUCUUUAGGAACUGUCUCUACAACAUGUGUGUGCGGGAGGGAAACCGUUCCGCUCUGUGUAACUCCCUACAGGCAUAUGCUUCAGCUUGCCAGGAUGCUCAGAUCAACCUAGGAUCCUGGAGGAGUGCGACCAACUGCCCUUUACCCUGCCCAGAGAACAGUCAUUUCGAUGAGUGUACAUCUGCAUGCCCUCUCACUUGUUCUAAACUGGACAAUCCUGAGGAGCCAUGCCCAGAACCUUGCUCCGAGGGCUGCCAGUGUGAAGAGGGCUUUGUCCUGCAUGACGGCCUCUGUGCGGCACGUAGCGACUGCGGCUGCUUCUACCUGGGUCACCAAUUAGCCACCAAUGAGACAUUCUGGACGGACUGGGAGUGCCAGGAGCGAUGCUUCUGUAACGGCACGGAUAACAGCAUCUACUGCACCUUCUCACACUGUCACCCUGAGGAAUACUGCCAAGAGGGUGAAGGUCUGUUUUUCUGUCAGCCGAGGACAGAAGCCAUGUGUGUUGUUGCUGGAUACGGACACUUUUUACCAUUUGGAGGUGUCCCAUUUGACCUCCAGAGCAGCUGCACUCUUCAUCUGGCAACUACUGAGUGUGGAGGAGAUGAGGAUGGAUUUGGGGGACUGGACAGUGCAGAGGAGGUUCUGGCAGGAUUGCCCAGGUUCCAACUCUCGGCACGUAAUGAGGAGAGAGACACAGGCCAGGCUAUAUGGCCGCGAGGAUUUGUUCUGGAGGUCUAUGGAUAUGAGAUCGAGGUCUUGCGAAGCUUCAAACACACAGUCACGGUGAAUAAAGAGCGCCUGUACUUGCCAUUAAAACUUGGUCCUGGGAAGGUUAACAUCUACAACCUGGGUCUCCAGUUAUUUGUGGAGACAGACUUUGGCCUGAAGGUGGCUUUUGACUGGAACACUCUACUGCUCCUCACACUGCCUCGCAGUCUCUUUAACGCCACCUGUGGGCUCUGCCAAGGACUGCCAAUUUCUGGCCCAGCGCUCAGUGUUACCGAAUGGGGUAUGGCAUGGGCAGCCCGUGAUACCUUCUGCCAGGUGGGAUGUGGUGACUCUUGCCCCCGCUGUGGAUUGGUUGAGAGAGGUUUGGCUGCUGAGGUUCCCGCCCAAGUAACCAAUGAUGUUAGUGGCACUGACAAGGAGAGUGGCAACCCAGGCAGCCGUUUCCACUUUGCUGAAGGGCUGUAUGUGUAUACUGAACCUGAGGCGGUGAGAUUGUGCGGUCUUAUAAUAGAUCGUGGAGGUGUGUUUGCACGCUGUCACAGCAAAGUAGCACCAGCGUAUUUCUACCAGAGCUGUCUGCUGGAUACAUGUGUGGACCAAGGUGCAAGGGAGAGCAUCUGUAAUUGGCUACAGAUUUAUGCCAGUACCUGUCAGACACAAGGAGUGUCUGUAACUGGCUGGAAAACUUCAACACCCUGUGUGCUGCCGUGCCCCGUGAACAGCCACUAUUCCAGCUGUGUGAUGGUUUGCCAGCCGCAGUGUACACCUGCACGUGUGCAGAGGGACUGUAACCAGUUUAACUGCGUUGAAGGAUGCCAGUGUGACCAGGGCUAUGUGCUAAAUGGCAAGAGCUGUAUCCUCAGUCAGAACUGUGGAUGCUACAUGGAUGGUAAAUACUAUGAGCCUAAGCAGUUAUUCUGGAACAGUGACUGCACCAAGCGCUGUCAGUGUAUUGGACGGAAUCUUAUUCAGUGUGACCCACGGCGAUGUAAAGCAGAGGAAGAGUGUGUUCUACGUCAUGGUGUUAGAGGAUGCUUUGCCCGACGUAACCAGCACUGUGUGGCAUCAGGCGGUGGCGUAUUCCGUACGUUUGAUGGUGCCUAUCUUCGUUUACCUGCCUCAUGUUCCUUUGUUCUUUCAACCAUCUGUCACAAGCUACCAGAGUUAUCUUUUCAGCUCAUAGCCAAUUUUGACAAGUGGAGUAUGCCCAACCUCACCACAAUCUCUCAUGCCUACCUCUACAUCAACGAGGAGAACAUUCUCAUCUCAGGAAGCACAGUCAAGGUAAAUGGUACACCCGUGUCCGUACCUUUUGUCACAGGUCUGAUGACACGAGUGUCCACAUCCGAGGGAUUCCUGGUAAUUGACACUGCCCAGGACAUCCAAGUGCGUUAUAACCGAUUCAACACCCUCAGCAUCACCAUGGGCCCACGGCUGCAGAACAAGGUGUGUGGACUGUGUGGAAACUUUAAUGGGGACCCCACCGAUGAUUACAUCACUUCUCGAGGCAAACCUGCCGUCAGUGCAUUGGAACUCGCUCAGAGCUGGAAAACCAAUGGCAUGCAGAACAGCUGUGAUGAGACUCAGUACGUGGCACUGGCUCAGUCCUGUGAUAAUACAGCAAUAUCAGAGCUCCAGGGAGAGGACAACUGUCUGAAACUCACAGAUUUGAAAGGUUUCUUCCAGCCCUGCCAUGGCCUGCUGGACCCCCUCCCCUUUUACCAGUCCUGUUAUCUGGACGGCUGCUACAACCACCGUAGGGCCCAGGUGUGCGGCUCUAUGGCAGCCUACGCUGAGGCCUGCCGUUCUUUUGGCACGCUCACUACCAAGUGGAUUGCCCAGGAGAACUGCUCAGAAUGGAUCUAUGACCCCUGUGCAGGAGAGAUCUGCUCGAACACCACAUGUGAGCAAGAGAAUGGAGGAGAUCUGUGUGGCUGCCCUGAACUACCCAGUACUGACUUUAGUGAGGAUGAUAUCAUCAAGGCAGAGGUGAACUGUAAGCAUGCUCAGAUGGAGGUUUCCAUCUCUAAGUGUCGCCUGUUCCAGUUGGGCUUUGAGAGGGAGGAUGUACGAAUUAACGACCAGCACUGUGCUGGCAUCGAGGGAGAGGAUUUCAUCUCCUUCCACAUCAACAAUACCAAAGGACACUGUGGCUCUAUUGUACAGUCCAAUGGAACACACAUAAUGUACAAGAACACAGUGUGGAUUGAGAGUGUGAACAACACAGGGAAUGUGAUCACACGUGAUAAGACGAUCAACGUGGAGUUCUCCUGUGCUUAUGAAUUGGACAUAAAGAUCUCCCUGGAGACAGUACUGAAGCCCAUGCUCAGUGUAAUAAACCUCACCUUGCCAACCCAAGAGGGCAACUUCAUCACGAAAAUGGCACUGUAUAAGAACUCCUCGUACCGGCAUCCAUACAGGGAGGGUGAGGUGGUGCUAAGCACCAGAGACAUCUUGUUUGUGGGGGUGUUCGUGGAAGGAGCAGAUGAUAAACAGCUUAUUCUCAUAGUCAACAUGUGCUGGGCUACACCAUCUCGUUAUAGCAGUGAUCGCCUUCGUUAUAUUAUCAUAGAGAGAGGGUGUCCUAACAUCAAGGAUAACACUAUAGGCAUGGCUGAGAACGGAGUGUCCCUCACCUGUCGCUUUCACGUCACCGUCUUUAAGUUCAUUGGUGAUUAUGAUGAGGUGCAUUUGCACUGUGAUGUCUCUCUUUGUGACUCAGAGACCAAUGCCUGCAAAGUGAAUUGCCCACACAACAAACGAAGUUACACAGAUUACAGUCAGCAUAAAGAACAGAUCCUAUCAGUGGGACCAAUCAGAAGAAGAGAUUCAGAUUGGUGUGAAGAGGAUAAUGGUGGCUGUGAGCAGAUUUGUACGAGUCAAGUAACAGGUUCUGUUUGUAGCUGUGUGACAGGAAUGCUGCAAAGAGAUGGGAAGAGCUGCCGAGUCACCAGUGUAAGUGCUGACCUUCAACCCCUGGUUCCUCUAGUAGCCAUUGUUGUAGGCGUCAACAUCUUUCUGCAAACACACUCCUCGGUUUUCUUCUCUUAACGCCCACCAAGCAAAACCAAGGGAGAGAGUGGCACAGACAGACAAAAGGAAGGAGAAAAGCCAAACAGAGCCAAUGAGGGGAUGUGCAAAGGAUGCAACUGCAGUCCUGUGGAGAGGACCACAUCUGAGCAGUUCCCUUCCUCGAAGCGAAAACUGUGAUCAAAUUCAACCAAUCGAUCCUUCACGAGCUGGAUAGCUCAGAUAUAAAACAACAUACAUCGGUCCAACUUGAAUCAUGACACCCUACAGACUCCGAAAGAACCCAACUCUUAUAUAAGGCAUAAAAUGUACAUACAAAAACAAACUGUCACUUUGAAAUGUAGUGAUAGAUAAACAGCUACUGAAUAUUUCACAGACACCAAUGACAGUUUAGGGCGUUACUUAUUAGAUGAUGAAUUUUCCUGAGAAUCAUCGAAAUGUGAGGGCAUGUGUUGUGAGAAUGGAUGAUAAUUCUCAACACCAGUUAUGCUGAUGUUUGUUUGUAGUUGAUUUAAAAUUCAUACAGUACCCUCUCCAGCCCUAAUUCUCAAUUUGCCAUUUUGUUUGAUAUUUAAAGGUGCAAUCAGUCAUUUUUUUCCUAAUUAAAAAAGUUGUACUCAUAAAGUAAUGAUAAUCAUUUUGAAACAAAUAUUAUAAAAUUGUGACCAUUCAUGAAGACUCCAGUCACAUGAGUGACCUUACAAAUGCUGUUUUAUUCUACACAGAGAGGGUCUACUCAUGGGGGCUGCCAUAUUAUGAUCACAUGACAUGCCAAAUAUUACAAGAGACAGUUUGGCAGAGACAGACCACUGGUAUUAAAAGUAAUGGGAGAAACUGGAGCGCCCAAUGAAUUUUGAAAAGGAUGUUUUUUAUGAUACCAAUUUAUGAUCUCAUUGUUGUCAGAUUUUACUGCUGAUUUUAAUGAUGUUCUUUGAUUGUAAUCUUGACCAACCAUUUUGGAGAUUUCGUUCUUUCCCCAAGUAGAUAGAGCUGUACUUUUAUGCCACUUACAUCCAUAUAAACAGCUUCCUGGGAGCGUUCUAAAGAUGGCCGCCGAGUGGACUGACUUGCCUUGAAAGGGACUACUCCAUUAAUUUAAGUUACCGCCCUAUUAUUGGACACUUUCACUCAUAGGUUAAAUGAAUGGUUGACUGUGAAUAGUGAAUUUCAACAAUGCCAAUGCCAGGACUAUAGUAUCUGAAUGAUGCUGCUUCCAGGCCCUUGGGUGUCACUGUAAGUUGAAGACUAUACCCAUUCAAAAAAUUACUGAGUGCACCUUUAAACCCCCCUUUUUGCCAUAUUGAAAUAUUUCUGAGAUCAAAAUGCCAAUCAACAAUUGUUUUGAUUUGUAUUCCUGUGGAUACAAAUGAGUGAAUAGUAUUCCAUAUGAACACCCAAAUGUUCUAGAGUAGCCAAAUGUUUAAAGCGUAUUUAAGCUGUAUAUGUUUGUUGGACGUGAACUUUUGCCCUGUUCCAUAAAUACUCAA
Molecule: messenger RNA, 8075 nt
Organism: Xyrauchen texanus (razorback sucker)
Lineage: Eukaryota; Metazoa; Chordata; Actinopteri; Cypriniformes; Catostomidae
Product: alpha-tectorin-like
Exons: 25
Coding region: 1-6609 (2202 amino acids)
Biological process (GO): cell-matrix adhesion
Molecular function (GO): protein binding
Source: RefSeq, a predicted model, not a curated record